Molecule: messenger RNA, 916 nt
Organism: Lycium barbarum (goji berry)
Lineage: Eukaryota; Viridiplantae; Streptophyta; Magnoliopsida; Solanales; Solanaceae
Product: transcription factor bHLH162-like
Exons: 3
Coding region: 80-592 (170 amino acids)
Biological process (GO): regulation of transcription by RNA polymerase II
Cellular component (GO): RNA polymerase II transcription regulator complex
Molecular function (GO): DNA-binding transcription factor activity, RNA polymerase II-specific; protein dimerization activity; RNA polymerase II transcription regulatory region sequence-specific DNA binding
Source: RefSeq, a predicted model, not a curated record
CAGAUACCUAAAUUACCAGCAGCCAUAUCUCUACAAUCGAUCACUUGUUCAUCAUAUCGCUAGCUUUCUUACAACUGAAAUGGAAAGCAGUAUUAAGUGCAAUAUUGUUAGUGCUUCAGAAAAGCCUGACCGGAAAACACAGGAAAAGAACAGAAGAAUACAAAUGAAGUAUCUUUGUUCUAAGCUUUUUUCUCUCAUUCCUCCCAACCAGUCAAAGGAGAUGAUGUCACAACAAGACCAAGUUGAUGAAGCCAUUAGUUACAUCGGUAGAUUAAAAGAAAGAGUAGAGGGAUUAAAGAGAAGGAAGGAGAUGGUUAUAGCACAAGGCACUUGUACUUUAAGAGCACCUAUGGUUGAAGUUAAAGAGUUGGAUUCAACUCUAGAGGUGAUUUUAAUUAGUGGUUUGCAAAAGAACUUCACCAUGCAAGAGAUUAUAAACAUCUUAGAGGAAGAAGGUGCUCAAGUUGUUACUGCUAAUUAUUCAACAGUUGACGAUACGAUUCUCUAUACAAUCCACGCUCAGGUGAAAAUUACAAGAUUAGGGGUUGAUGCAUCAAGGAUCUAUUUGAGAUUGCAAAAGCUGGUUUGCUAAAUUCAAUCACGUCAGUUCAUGACGCGUCUUCUGACUAUAAUGGUUGGGCUUGACUCUGCUCACCGAUUGUACUGUGUGUGGCGUGUGCCUCCAGAUGCCUCCAUGCAAGUGAAGGUCCAGCAAUGAUCUACAAGGAGAUAUGUAAGCCAUAUACACGGAUUUUUAGUUGAUGAAACAAUAAUCAUACUAUUCAUACUUUAUGCCCCCAAAACAGCCUAGACUAUUAAUUUGAUUACAUUUGUACUAUUUCUUUUGUUGGCUAUUCAAGUUGGCAUUAAUGUACAUCAUACAUUGAAAUCAUUACUUCCCGAAGACUAUAUACAA